AUGGCAGAUUCCUGGAUCGCAGAAACCACUUUCCACAUCAGCCUGCAUCUCAUGGCUUCGUUGGACAACGGGAAUCUGGAAUUCCAGGACCCCUUCUUCUCCCUCCCCGCCUUCGGGUGCUUCUUCUCUGACAGUGCAGCGGCAGCCGCUGGGUACCACUACUCCAACCCUCAAGCACUCGCAGGCGAGAAGCACGCGCGGGAAACGCUUGAGAGCGAAACAUUAGAGACCGGAACGUUUGAGCAGCAGACGCAUGAGGAGAGGCAGAGGCAUGAGAAUCUUGAGAGGGAGACGCACGCGAGGGAGAGGCGUGAGAGGGAGACGCAUGAAAGGGAGACGCGUGAGAGGGAGAGUCGGUCGUCAAUGUCGAACAAGAAGAGCCGCCUGAGACAGCAGUCAGCCAUUCUGCAGCGACGAGGACGCAAUGCGGACGCCGCUCGAGACCUCCCUCCUCCUGCCACUGCUGCAACGGCCAACACGGCUGCCACUGCCGGCACUCAGGGCGGGUCUGGCAGUCUAAGUGGUGCUGUCCCUCCAGCGACUGAGGGGAAGGCUGCAACAAGGCAGCGGGGAGGCACCAUGAGCAGCCAGAGGAGCUCCAUCUACCGCGGAGUCACAAGGCACCGCUGGACUGGACGCUAUGAGGCUCACCUGUGGGAUAACUCAUGCCCCAAGGAGGGCACCAACAAGCGAGGCCGCCAAGUCUACUUGGGAGGGUAUGACGAUGAUGAAACGGCUGCGCGGGCGUACGACCUUGCUGCUCUCAAGUACUGGGGCCCCACUGCUGCUACCAACUUCCCUGUUGAGAACUACGAGAGGGAGUUGAGAGAGAUGGAGGGGGUUUCCAAGUACGAGUAUGUCGCUUCCAUCCGCAGGAAGAGCUGUGGAUUCUCCAGAGGGGCUUCCAAGUACCGCGGAGUCACCAGGCACCAUCAGCACGGGCGGUGGGAGGCGCGCAUAGGGCGAGUCAUGGGCAACAAGUACCUCUACCUGGGGACGUUUGCCACGCAGGAGGAGGCAGCAGAGGCAUACGACAUAGCAGCAGUGAAGUACCGAGGGCUCAAUGCAGUUACCAACUUUGACCUCAGCCGCUACAUCGAUGGGCUCAGCUCUCAAGCGGAUGACCCUCAACUAGCGGAGGAACCCGUGAAGGCGGAUUCUGCAGUGCAGCAGGCGAUCUCGGACCUGGUUCCCCAGUUCCUGCCAUUCCAGAGUGACCAUGCAGCUGUGUGCUUCACUCAAGCAGCAUCAGUUGACCUCAGCGCUCCCCUACCCCUGCCCAUGCAUUCAGCGCACAUGCUGUCAGCAGGCACACCGAACAUGGUGCCAUUGUACAGCCAGCAGAGCAUAGAGGUGGACCAGCAGCAUCACGAUGGACAGCCGCUCCCAAGCUUUGCUGCUUGGUACGACGACCUCAGCUCCGACAUUGGCUAG
This is a messenger RNA of Closterium sp. NIES-65, 1434 nucleotides long. Lineage: Eukaryota; Viridiplantae; Streptophyta; Zygnematophyceae; Desmidiales; Closteriaceae. The record is from the annotation of a GenBank genome assembly.